AUGUUCUCAUUUGAACUCACAAAUACACAGGUGAAAUGUGACCGCCAAGACCCUUGCGUGAACUGCACCGACGCAGGCGCAGAAUGUCUUCGGAAUCGUCAAGCUCGCAUUCACAGGCCACGAGUCUCUCGGCUAGAUGCAUUGACAGAAAGACUUGCAAGGCUUGAAGAAUCGAGCAUUCAUGAGACAGAACACUCAGCAAAUCGGCAUGUUGCCAAUAGCUUGUCUACAUCUACAUCACCUUUGGCUGGACUGCCAAGCAUUUCCGAUGGAUCCAACGAGCAACAGAAGCGCCAUUCAGCAUAUGACUCCCAGCAACAGCUACCAGCAAGCAAGCGCCAUAAGUCUCAGGCUAUGGCUCCGUCAAGUGCUCACCAUGUGCAUUCCCCUGACUCAACACACCAUGCCAGUGAAGCACGGGGAUAUAUCGAACAUGAACUUCAGUGUAACCCGGCUCUGUCAAAGGAUCGGCGGACUGCGCUUGAAUCGGCCCGACGUUUCGUUGGUCAGCUAUCCAAUCCGACUUUGCACUUGGAAGAGACUGCACUCAUGGAUGAUAUUGAUGUUGAGGAUGAUCUGGAGCCUCCGGUGCUUACACCAGAGCUUCUAUAUAUGAUGCUUCCUGGGCCCGACAAAAGAACAAACUCCCAGGGAACUGUUUCUUGGCCUGAUCACAUAUCCGACAAAGUCUUGGAGCAAAUGGGACUUGCUAUCAUUGAAAAUAGUGAGUGUGAGCAAGUCCUCCAGCAUUAUCGAAUCAAUGUGUGGGUAAAGGCUAUGGGCUGCAUAUCGAAAAUGGCGCCGUUGAUCACCAGUGAGCCAUUGACGAUACAUUUUCGAACACUCAAAAAGCGAUAUGAAGCAGCUGCUACAGAGUUGUUGAAUCAAAUUCCGUUGGCGGCUGCCCCCAGUCUUCUUCUGCUCCAAUCCCUGAUGUCCGCGGUACGGCUAAUGCAAUACCUGGGCAAUAUGUCACGUUGCUGGAUGUUCACAGCUCUGGCUUCCAGAGUGAUUAUUUCUCUGAACUACCAUAACAUUACAGACGUUCAUCCUGGAAGUGAGAUUGAGGAGAGCAUCCAUUCCUGUGUUUACACAUGCUACUACUUCGACAAAACACUGAGCUUACUGCUUCUUCGACCUGCGUCUCUGCCAGACCUGAAAGUGGCACCAACGAAACUGAUCCAUAUCGACCCCGAGCUUCCGACUUCUGUUAUGAAAAGAGGCAUAGUUGAAUAUUCAGAGUUGAAGGAUGUCCUAUUGAACAUCCUGCUCGAUACAAAGAGCAUAAUCGACACAACAAAGGCUGACAUGUUAUCUGAUUUGGUGACACGGGCACACAUAAUAAAUUCCAACAUGCAAAAGGUUCGUGAGCGUCAGAAAAAAGAGUUCCCACAAUCAUGGGACUACCUGCAACGCGAGUGGCUAUCGAUGGACUUCAACUACUAUAGCGUUCUGACGACAAUCAUUCAAACACGGUCUUCAGUGCUCAAAUCUCGCUUGGUCUGCGAGGACUGCCUAUACACGGCCCGAGAAGCACUUACCACUCUCCGUGCCUUGCAGCAGGCAUUCGCGACUCAACCCAACUCCAUUAACCCCUACCCUUACUUUCUCACCUGGACCAUGCUUCUAUUCCCUCUAGCGCCGUUCUUCGUCUUGUUCUGCAGUGUGAUUGCAACAUCAAACGAGAAGGAUUUCAAUAUGAUUCAGAAUAUCACUGAUGAUCUGCACCAGUUUGCUGAAGCGAAUGCAUCCAUCGGAAAGUUGUACAAGCUUUUUUCUAGGUUUUUGGAUCUUUGCGCUCCCUUGGUGAAAGCUCAGCCCGAGCAACGAUUGGCAACACCAUCUAUAAUAGAGUCUACCGGCAAGCCUGGCCAAGCGGCAUCGUACACUGAUUUGUUCGAUCGGGCCGCGACCGAAGCCAUGGCAGAUGUCCCAGGGUUGGAUUCUGCUGCAAAAGAGCCCACAGCUUCGCGUGCUGUAGAAGGAUGGGAUGAUAGCCUUGUGUGGGAGCUGUUCGAUAACCAACCAUCAUUAGGAUGGGCUGAGUCGGAUUUAUGGAAUGCCAUGACGCAGUUUGGCGCUACAUAG
This is a messenger RNA of Penicillium olsonii, 2088 nucleotides long. NCBI's taxonomy places the organism in Eukaryota, Fungi, Ascomycota, Eurotiomycetes, Eurotiales, Aspergillaceae. The record is from the annotation of a GenBank genome assembly.